This is a messenger RNA of Penicillium cinerascens, 1959 nucleotides long. Its product is annotated as bifunctional aminopeptidase/epoxide hydrolase. Bases 1 to 1926 code for a protein of 641 amino acids. Lineage: Eukaryota; Fungi; Ascomycota; Eurotiomycetes; Eurotiales; Aspergillaceae. Gene Ontology annotation, biological process: proteolysis. Gene Ontology annotation, cellular component: cytosol. The record is from RefSeq and is a predicted model, not a curated record. The transcript has 10 exons. Gene Ontology annotation, molecular function: aminopeptidase activity; metallopeptidase activity; epoxide hydrolase activity.
AUGAGUGCCUCCCCGCUCAGACUUCAUCGCUCUCUCACACGAUCUCUCUCUUCCAAGCUGCAAUCAUCUAUCUCUGUGCGCAGAAUGGCCGUGGUUACUAACCCGCGUGAUCCCAACACGCUGAGCAACUACAACAAUUGGCGCUCCACCCACAUCACCGCCAAUUUCGAUAUCCUGUUCGACCAGAAGAAGCUUGUGGGAAAUGUCGUCCACCGCUUCAAGUCGAUCACCGAUGCCCAGUCUCGUGAGAUUAUUCUGGACACCAGCUAUCUCGACAUCAGCGCCGUGAAGGUCGAUGGCCAGCCAUCCAAGUGGGAGCUGUUGUCCUCGCUGGAACCAUACGGCACCCCGCUUAAGAUUAGCCUGGACAAGGCCGUCGAGCUCAAUGGGAUGAUUGAGGUGGAUAUUACCGUGCAGACCACCGAGAAGUGCACGGCGCUCCAGUGGCUGACGCCCGCCCAAACUUCCAACAAGAAACAUCCGUAUAUGUUCUCGCAAUGUCAGGCCAUCCACGCGCGGUCCAUCUUCCCUUGCCAGGACACGCCGGAUGUCAAGAGCACCUUUGACUUCAACAUCACCUCUCCGCUCCCGGUCAUGACAAGUGGUUUGCCCAUUCGGGACUCGUCAGAGACCUCUCAAUCGGGAAGCCGCCUGUACCGAUUCAACCAGUCGGUCCCGAUUCCAAGCUAUCUGUUUGCAGUCGCAAGCGGAGAUGUCUCUGAGGCGCCCAUUGGUCCCCGAAGUGUGGUGGCCACCAGCCCUGAUAAGCUGGAGGAGUGCAAAUGGGAGCUUGAGGCUGACACGGAGACCUUCAUUACCACCAUCGAGAAAAUCGUGUAUCCCUACGCUUGGGGCGAAUACAACGUUCUGAUUCUGCCACCGAGUUUCCCAUAUGGUGGCAUGGAGAACCCGAUCUUUACCUUUGCGACUCCGAGCAUUAUCUCGAAGGACCGUGAAAACAUCGAUGUCAUUGCGCACGAGCUGGCUCACAGCUGGAGCGGUAACUUGGUGACCAAUGCCUCGUGGGAGCACUUCUGGCUCAACGAGGGCUGGACGGUGUACCUUGAACGACGGAUUCUGGCUGCAGUUCAUGGAGAGGCGUACCGCCACUUCUCUGCCAUCAUCGGUUGGAAGUCUCUCACCGAUUCCGUGGAGCACUUUGGUCACGACCAUGAGUUCACCAAGCUGGUGACCGAUCUGAAGGGCAAGGACCCGGAUGAUGCAUUCUCCAGCAUCCCUUACGAGAAGGGUUUCAACUUCCUGUUCCACCUCGAGAAUCUGGUUGGAAAGCCGAAGUUUGACAAAUUCAUUCCUCACUACUUUACCGUCUUCAAGGAGAAAUCCCUCGAUUCCUACGAGUUCAAGGCGACGAUCCUGGAUUUCUUCCAGUCGGAUGCGGAUGCAUCCAAAUUGUUGAACGAAUUGGACUGGGACAAGUGGUUCUACACACCUGGUUUGCCCCCCAAACCGCAGUUUGACACCUCGCUGGUAGACGUCGUCUAUUCUCUUGCCCAGAAAUGGGAGACCCUCCCGGAUUCCUCGUUCAAACCGCAAGCGAGCGACCUGGAAGGCCUGACAGCCAACCAGAUCGUCGUUUUCCUGGAGCAGAUCCUGCGUUGGGAGCAGCCCCUCCGCCCAGAGCUCUCGAAGUUGAUGGGCGAUGUUUACGGACUGUCUAAGAGCGAGAACAUCGAGGUGGCCAAUCUGUACUUCCAGGUCGGCAUGAAAGCCGGCGAUGAGAGUGUCAUCGAGCCCACUACAGAACUGCUGGGCCGGAUCGGAAGAAUGAAGUUUGUGCGACCUCUCUACCGCAACCUCCAGAAGGUCAACCGUUCUGUCGCUCUUGAAACUUUUGAGAAGUACAAGGACUUCUAUCACCCCAUCUGUCGCGGCAUGGUUGAGAAAGACCUUUUCGGCAAAAAGUAAAUCACUUCCCUCCAUGCUAUUCCAUAGAGCAGA